AUGGAACCGCCGCAGUUGACGCUUUUUGUGUCAAAGUCGGCCGAGUAUCAGGCUCCCGGACCGUUGGCAGACAUGUCGACUCAGCAUAUGUUGCCGUUUGUGGAGGGGGCUGUCAAUUUCAACUUCACGGCCACCGAGGAUGUUUACAUUGCGGUUCACGCGCCGAACGUGUCGGAUGUUUUUGAGGGGAAAUACAAUUUUGAGAUUGCGGUCUCGGGGGAGGGGUAUUACUUUGCGUAUAACGAUCAGGAUGACGCGGAUCUCAUCUGGGUGGAUAGUGACUCCCAGGGGGCCCUGCUGAUCACGCACAACUUGACGACGGAGAGGGAUCCGGAGGUGCAGGAGAAGAUUAUGAGCAUGGAGCCGUAUCCGUAUGUGCUUUUUGCGCAUAACAAGACGGAUAGGGGGUUGGAUGGGUUGAAGCGUUCGUGGUGUGGGCUGAAGCUGAAUGCGAUGAUUGCGGGGGUGAGGGGGGGGAGGGAGGAGGGGAAGGUGAGGAGUAGUAUGACGAGACGGGGGAUGGGGGGGUUGCCGAAGCAACAGUUUUUCUUUAAUGGGUUGUGGGCCGAUACGAACUAUACGGCUUUUUUGGCGAGGGAGAGGAGGGGGGUGGGUUUGGGUUUGGGGAGGAGGCAGGAAGGGGGGGAGGACCAGGGGGGAGGCGGGGGGGUGGAGGUGUUCAAGCCGGUUGAUUUCACGACCAAGUCGGAUCACGGCAACUGCGCCCUCAUCACCGACCUCGAAUUCUGCAACGAGGUAGCUUACUCCGUCCCUUCCAACCCGUCGUUUGGCAACUCGACCCAGCUCGCCAGAUUCUACGACGACCACGCGGCCAAGCUCUACGUCAACUUUAACCUCACCCUCCAGCAGAUCCAGUGCGAAGCUGGGCCCACACAGCGGUACUCCCUCGUCAGGACCUGCGACGACUGCGCCAAUGCCUACAAGAACUGGCUCUGCUCCGUCACCAUCCCUCGCUGCGAAGACUUUGGCAACAGCGCCCCUUAUCUGCAAGCCAGGGCGAUAUCCCAGCCGUUCCCGGACGGGGAGAUGCUGAGCAAGGAGGAGCUGGGGAGCAUGCCGAACAUUACACGGUUCAACUCGAGUCGGAACACGAGGAUAGACGAGGAGAUUAGGCCGGGGCCGUAUAAAGAGUUGCUGCCGUGUGAGGACUUGUGUUAUGAUUUGGUGAGGAGCUGUCCGGCGAGUAUGGGGUUUGGGUGUCCCCAGCCUGGGGGGCUGGGGUUUGAGGGGAAUUAUGGGCAGAGGAGGGAGAAUGGGGAGUUGGUUUGUAAUUUCCAGGGGAGUGCGCAUAUUCCUUCUGGGGAGGGUAAGGUGCUUGUACGUUGGGGUGUGUUGGCUGCGGUGGUGGGGAUGGGGGUGGCUUGGGGGGUUUGA
Molecule: messenger RNA, 1395 nt
Organism: Podospora pseudopauciseta
Lineage: Eukaryota; Fungi; Ascomycota; Sordariomycetes; Sordariales; Podosporaceae
Exons: 2
Coding region: 1-1395 (464 amino acids)
Biological process (GO): calcium ion import across plasma membrane
Molecular function (GO): calcium channel activity
Source: RefSeq, a predicted model, not a curated record